Cetraspora pellucida is the source of this 1083-nucleotide messenger RNA. NCBI's taxonomy places the organism in Eukaryota, Fungi, Glomeromycota, Glomeromycetes, Diversisporales, Gigasporaceae. The record is from the annotation of a GenBank genome assembly.
AUGUAUAUGGAAGGAGAUUUCAAAUUGUCCUUAUCUCACGUCCCACAUACUACUAGUAAGACAGGGUUUGCCGGAUGUGCCAAGACUCCACCUUGUUGGCUUACCGCGUUGGUACAUCAUUAUGAGGGAGAUAAAAAACAUAUGCACGAAUUUUUUUUAUCUAAGCACUUUAUUGACGGGCCCGAAAUUGUUUUAAUAUGCAAGAAGUGUCACAAACGAUUUAUACUGACUACAAUAUUACAAACACCAACAGAAGAGACUAUUAAUCAAACGAAUGUUAAACGUGGCAUGUGUGCUGCUAAUCGAGAAAAUCAUCUACAUCAUCUUCAUACCAUAAUUUCAACAAAUACAAACAUAGCUUCUCAAUGUUGCUAUUGUAAUUUCAACGUAAAUGUUGUGAUUCAUGAACCUCACAUGGGUAUCCAAAUUUUUGAUGAAUUGCAAAAAACAAGGCAUUUUCACAAGUAUUCUAAUACUAAAAAGGAAACAAAUAGUGUCGAAAUUGGACCAUGCAUCAUUGAUACCCUCGAGCUUUUAUCAAAUAUAAUUAAUACAAUACUUGAUAGGCGACGGAGAUUGAAUUUAAAUUCUAAGCAAUUUAUUUCAAAGAUUGGUUAUGAUAGUGCGAGUAAAGCCUUUUUUGAUAAGCUUGAGUACAAGUUAGUAGAUGAUCACUAUCUUUUACCACCACCACUUACGGAAGAUUAUUUUAUCAAAGUAAAACACAUAACAGAAGAAAUAAAUAUGAGAAUAAUGGAGACAUUUGAGAAGGCUUCUGAGAGUUGUUACAAAUUAUAUAAACAUGAUAAACCUUAUGGAGUGUUGGAAGAUAUUCUUGGAACAAAAUAUCAAAGUACAAUCUAUUUGUCGUUUAAUCCUACAUGUGCAGCCUAUUCAUUGUCUGAUAAUUACACAACGUUAGGGUGUGUGUCAGACAUGGACGAUAAAAUUCUAGAAUGGGCUUAUAAAAAAGCCGUCGAAGAAUCACCAAAAGAAAUUCUAAAAUAUUUAUACACAAUACUUAAAUUAUCAAUAGAGAGAAAAAGUGAAUCCCUUCAAAACUUGAUUGCAGUGGAUGGUUAA